AUGGCUAACAAAGUUUUUACGGUCCAGAUCUUCUUCAUUGUUUUGAGAGAGACCUUGGAAGCCGUUGUCGUCGUUGCGGUUCUUCUUGCUUUCUUGAAACAGAGCUUGGGCUCUCGGAGCCCUGCUGUGCACAAACAGCUCCGGAAGCAAGUUUGGUGGGGUGCGGGUUUGGGUGUUCUUAUCUGUUUGAUCCUGGGAGGUGCAUUUAUUGGUGCAUACUAUUCUCUGGACAACAAUAUUUGGUCCAAAUCUGAAGAUUUGUGGGAAGGUAUUUUCUCCCUUAUCGCCACCGUCCUCAUUUCUUUUAUGGGUAUUGCCAUGUUGAGAGUUAACAAGAUGCAGGCCAAGUGGAGAGUCAAAAUCGCCAGAGCCUUAGUGACACCUCCUGUCAGCAAGGCCGAACGGUUCAAAUUUGGCUACCUCGUCAAAAAAUACUCCAUGUUCAUUCUUCCAUUCAUCACAUGUAUGAGAGAGGGUCUGGAAGCUGUUGUUUUUGUUGGCGGUGUCACUAUGACUUCUCCAGCUUCUUCAUUUCCAUUGCCAGUUGUUUGUGGUCUGAUUGCUGGUAUCGGUGUCGGUGUCCUCCUUUUCUACGGAGGUUCCACGGUUUCACUGCAGCUAUUCCUGUGCAUCUCUACUGCUAUCUUGUAUCUGAUUGCUGCUGGUCUAUUUUCUAGAGCAGUCUGGUACUUCGAGACCUAUAUCUUCAACAAACAGACUGGUGGUGAUGCUUCCGAAAACGGUUCCGGCCCAGGUACUUACAACAUCAAAAAGUCUGUUUGGCACGUCAACUGCUGCAACCCAGAGAGAGACAACGGUUGGGAUGUCUUCAACUCGUUGCUCGGAUGGCAGAACUCUGCCACGUACGGUUCUGUUUUGUCGUACAACAUCUACUGGAUUGCCGUCAUGUUGACUUUGGCUUUGAUGUAUUACGAGGAAAGACACGGCCACCUUCCAUUCACCAAAAACUUGACCCUCAGAAAGUUGAACCCAAUGUGGCACAUCAAGAAGAAGGGUAAGAACGAGUUGUCUGCUGAGGAAGAGGCCCGUCUUUUCAAGGAAGCCAACAGGAAGCUUGUUGAGCAAGCUCAGAAUCUUGAUGGUUCGAAUGAAUUCGGGGCUGCCAAAGUUGAGAAGGUCACUGCCGACGAUGAAGCAACUGCUCUGAAAUAA
Molecule: messenger RNA, 1173 nt
Organism: Ogataea parapolymorpha DL-1
Lineage: Eukaryota; Fungi; Ascomycota; Pichiomycetes; Pichiales; Pichiaceae
Product: Plasma membrane iron permease
Exons: 1
Coding region: 1-1173 (390 amino acids)
Biological process (GO): iron ion transmembrane transport
Cellular component (GO): high-affinity iron permease complex; plasma membrane
Molecular function (GO): ferrous iron transmembrane transporter activity
Source: RefSeq, a predicted model, not a curated record